AUUUCAAAUUCCAUAAAACUUUUGCAUUUCUCUAAAUUAUAAAUAAUUUCACAUCAUCAAAUUAGACGCUGCAGAGAAUUUCUCUGUUCAUCAAUGGCGAAAGAAGCCGGCUCGUCUUCUUCCAACCCACUGCCACUCAUACUCGAAGAAGAAGUUGAGGAAGAACUCUUAUACGGCGCCGAAUCGGGAUGGGUCGAAGCUCUAACUUCUUGCGAUCAUCUCGCUUUGCUAUCUCCCGACCUCGCUCACAUUCCGCCCCCCGAUAUUCCAUGCAGCGAAUGUCAGAAUCCCAAGGAGAACUGGUUGUGCUUAUCCUGUAAGGAUGUCUUUUGUAGUCGUUUUGUGAAUAAGCACAUGCUUCAACAUUAUGAGCAAGUAACUCAUUGCCUUGCACUCAGCUACAGUGAUUUGUCAGUUUGGUGUUUCUCCUGCGACGCAUAUUUAGAUGCACAAGUGAUUCAGGAAUUACGACCAGUACACGAAGUUGCCUACAUACUGAAAUUUGGUGAGGCCCCGCCAUUUCGGUAGUAUUAAUCAUCCUGCUGGGGGAACUGAAAUAUCAGAUUAUUAGUGUUAUAACUUUUAUAGUCUCGACAUAUUAGAUAUCUUGGUGUCUUGGUUCGCAGAAGUGAGCAAAUGUGUUCAUUGUAAGUUGUUGGCUGUUUACUUUACAGUAGCGAGGGAUAGUUUAGAAUCUCCCAUCUUGUUAAAAGAUUAUAGGAAGCUUUUACUUGAAGCUGACGAAUCUUCUUAUUACAAACCUUGAUUUACAUUAAUGAAAUUGGUUCCCCAUUUUUGUCA
This is a messenger RNA of Benincasa hispida (wax gourd), 801 nucleotides long. Its product is annotated as histone deacetylase-like protein. The record is from RefSeq and is a predicted model, not a curated record. Gene Ontology annotation, molecular function: zinc ion binding. NCBI's taxonomy places the organism in Eukaryota, Viridiplantae, Streptophyta, Magnoliopsida, Cucurbitales, Cucurbitaceae.